This is a messenger RNA of Impatiens glandulifera, 807 nucleotides long. RefSeq names its product protein DETOXIFICATION 20-like. Gene Ontology annotation, molecular function: antiporter activity; xenobiotic transmembrane transporter activity. NCBI's taxonomy places the organism in Eukaryota, Viridiplantae, Streptophyta, Magnoliopsida, Ericales, Balsaminaceae. Gene Ontology annotation, biological process: transmembrane transport. The transcript has 2 exons. Gene Ontology annotation, cellular component: membrane. The record is from RefSeq and is a predicted model, not a curated record. The coding region runs from base 1 to 807 and encodes 268 amino acids.
AUGGAGAAAGGGAGCAAAUUAGAAGAAAGGUUGAUAAUAGUGAAAGGGAAAUUAGGAGAUGAAGAAUUAGAUGUGAAAAAAAGGGUUUGGGAUGAAACAAAGAAGAUAUGGAUAGUGGCUUUUCCGGGGAUGUUAGCUAGAGCCAGCAAUUUUGGCAUGAUUGUUAUUACUCAAGCGGUUAUUGGACAUGUUAGCGCUCUCGAAUUGGCUGCAUUUGCUAUGGUUCAAUCUUUAAUUGUUCGCUUUGUUAAUGGAGUUCUUAUUGGAAUGUCAAGUGCCACGGAAACUCUAUGCGGUCAAGCAUUCGGGGCAGGGCAACACCACAUGAUGGGCAUAUAUCUACAACGAUCAUGGAUAGUAAACCUAAUCACGGUCACACUCCUCAUGCCCCUUUUCAUCUUUGCGGGUCCUAUCUUCGUCGCACUUGGACAAGAAAAAGAUGUUUCAAUCGCCUCUCAAACCAUGUCUAUUUGGCUAAUCCCCGUCGUGUAUUUAUUUGUGUUCUCUCUCACAAUUCAGAUGUACCUUCAAGCUCAACUCAAGAACAUGAUCGUUGCAUGGCUCUCCAUUGUCUCUUUUAUCGUCCAAAUCUUCUUCUCAUGGCUCUUUGUCUUUAAACUAAAUUUAGGUAUCCCUGGUGCUCUCGGGUCCCUUAUUCUUUCCAACUUCGUGGUGGUCUUAGGCGAGUUUGUCUACAUUUGUUGCGGCGGUUGUCCUCUUUCUUGGAAAGGUUUAACCUUAGAUGCAUUUUCUCAACUCUGGCCGGUCAUUAAGCUCUCUGUUUCGUCGGGCAUUAUGCUAUGGUAA